AUGUCGGACGAGUUUGAGACGAUCAUUACGAAGAUCCGGCACGAGGACGACUCGGAGGCGCACAAGAUCCUGCGUUCCUUCCUCGGCAACCAGCACAAGCACGCCGGCGAGAAGAAGGAUGUCACGCCAGGCUUGCAGGCGCCGGGCGCGACAGGCGUCAUCUACUGCUCGGACCGCGCGGCCGCCAACGGGUUCACCAACAACGAGGACCCCGAGUGGGCUAACCUCGGACAGGGCGCUCCGGAGGUCGGCGACCUUCCCGGCGGCCCGGAGCGACCCAAGGGAAUCGACUUUACGCAGUUUGGCAUUGAUAUCCACGAGUACGCGCCGACUACAGGCGUCAAGGAGCUCCGAGAGGCCGUCGCCAACCUGUAUAACGUCGAGUACCGCCAGAAUAGCGAGAGCAAGUACACGUUCGAGAACGUCUGUAUUGUGCCUGGUGGACGUGCCGGGCUGUCGCGCGUGGCGGCCGUGAUCGGGGAUGUGUACACUGGCUACCAGAUCCCCGAGUACACGUCGUACAGCGAAGUGCUCGGUGUGUUCAAGCGCCUUAUUCCCGUGCCCUCGGCACUCAAGGCCGAGGACAACUACCGGCUCAACAUCGAUCAGCUGCGGAACGACAUUAGACUCAUGUCGUUGCAUGUCAUUGUCGCGUCAAACCCCCGAAACCCGACAGGCCAGGUGAUUGACGGCGAGGAGCUCAAGGAACUCGUGCGCCUCGGCGACGGGCAGACGACCAUCGUCCUCGACGAGUUCUACUCGUGGUAUCAAUACAACGGGGAAGAGGGCAAGAGUGUCAGCGGGGCGCAGUACGUCGAUGACGUGAACAAGGACUCGGUGGUGAUCAUCGACGGGCUCACGAAGGGCUUCCGCCUGCCGGGCUGGCGCGUGUGCUGGGUCGUCGGCCCGAAGCCGCUCAUCAGCGCCAUCUCCCAGUCCGGUUCUUUCCUGGAUGGCGGCGCGAACCACCCUCUCCAGAUGGCCGCCAUCCCGCUGCUCGACCCCGAGCGCGUCAAGCAGGACCGCCUAGCGCUGCAGCGCGCGUUCAAGAAGAAGCGCGACCACGUGCUCGCGCGACUCGCCGCCAUGGGUCUCGAAGUCAAGGUGCCCCCGCAGGCGACGUUCUACAUUUGGCUCGACCUCGAGGCCCUCGGGGCGCCGCUGCACGACGGCCUUACCUUCUUCGAGGAGUUGCUCAAGGAGAAGUGUAUCGUCGUGCCGGGCAUCUUCUUCGACAUUAACCCAUCGCACCGCCGCAACCUCCUUGACUCGCCGUGCCGCCAUUUCGUGCGCCUCUCGUUCGGGCCACGCAUGGAAGUGCUGGACCGCGGGCUGGACGCGAUCGAGCGCGUGCUCAAGAAUCACCGCCAGAGCGGAACUGCAGGCACCGGGUGA
Cutaneotrichosporon oleaginosum is the source of this 1395-nucleotide messenger RNA. RefSeq lists its product as uncharacterized. Gene Ontology annotation, molecular function: pyridoxal phosphate binding. The record is from RefSeq and is a predicted model, not a curated record. Lineage: Eukaryota; Fungi; Basidiomycota; Tremellomycetes; Trichosporonales; Trichosporonaceae. Gene Ontology annotation, biological process: biosynthetic process.